UUGGUUCUUGACUAAGGUCCCGAGAACUAGUGUAAAACUUAUACCUACCCAUAACACAAUACCUAUUAUAAAUUUCAAGUUCAGUUCGAAGUUGUUCAGUUCUUGUGCUUCUCUCGCACCGAAGACUUGUGCUUACCGUACUAUGCUAUCUCUCAAUACAUCGAGGUUCCAUGAACUCCGCUUUAUACAAGUUGAAUGCCCUUGAAUACGUUAUACCAAUAAUCUCUUGAUCGGUUCUCGAGUUUGAAUCGGCACAUCACGAAAUUCUAUUUGAAAUCGAGCUGUCCGGUGUCCCAUGACAAGUGACCCAUUUUGUCCUUAAGAAACUGACUACUGGUUGUGGGACAAUCCAUGGAGUGUUUUUGCACCAGACCCAGGACGAUUUGUUGUAAAAUAUUACUUUUGGAUGGGCAAGAAUUUUUUCAAGAAGUGCAGGAUUCCUGCACAGGACAAGUUAUAUUGGAUGCUGUUUUCAAUCACAUAAAUCUUAUAGAAACACAUUACUUCGGUCUUCGUUACUUAGAUACAUUCGGUCAAACACACUGGUUGGAUCCAGCGAAAAAAUUAAGGAAACAACUCAGGUCAGCCGAUCCUUACACUCUCUAUUUUGGGGUGAAAUUUUACGCAGUUGAUCCAUGUAAAUUAUUAGAAGAAAUAACCAGGUACCAAUUUUUUCUUCAAGUUAAACAAGACAUAUUACAAGGAAGGCUACCGGUUUCCACAGAAUUAUCUGCUGAAUUAGGAGCCUACGUCCUACAAUCUGAGUUAGGGGACUAUGAUCCAAGAGUGCAUUUGCCUGGAUACGUCUCAGAAUUCAAAUUCGUCUCAAACCAAAGCUUAGAAUUAGAAACACGGAUAUAUGAACUUCAUAAAACCUUAGUGGGACAGUUACCGUCUACUGCUGAAUAUAAUUAUCUCGACAGAGUAAAAUGGCUGGAAAUGUAUGGAGUGGACCUUCAUCCAGUAUUGGGCGAGGACAGUGUAGAAUAUUUCUUAGGCCUUACCCCUAGUGGAAUAAUAGUUUUAAGAAAUAAAAUAACUGUAGGAAAUUACUACUGGCCUAGGAUAACCAAGAUCUACUUCAAAGGUCGCUAUUUCAUGCUCAAAGUGACUGAUAAAAAUAACGAUGAGAGUACUUAUGGUUUCGAGACACCUUCCAAGUUGGGUUGUAAGCAUCUUUGGAAGUGUUGCGUCGAGCAUCACUCUUUCUUUAGGUUAGUUCAAGUUUAUCAUCCUACAGUACCUGAUAUAUUCGCAUUAGGGUCCAGAUUUAGGUAUGGCGGACGAACAGAAAAGCAAACCAUCAAAGAUUCACAAGUAAAAGGGAGAGUUCCUCCGACAUUUUCUAGGAACCCUUCCAGAAGAUUCAGUGAGAGAAAUAUAGAAGAUUUCUCAGUCUUAGAACUGGACGACGUUCUACGUCUGCCAGAUUGCGGGAGCAUGAAGCACAUUUCUAUCCCUCAGCCAGCCCAAGGGUACGACCAAAGUUACUCGCAUCACAUAAAAGAUGACCAUAGACGAUCGGAUUCUCCAAGGAGCACAAGAAGCGCACCGUGGACCCAACCACAUUCCAAGGGAUUGUACAAUAUAUCGGCACCAGCUAGUCCUAGAUCAAUAAGAUCCGCAGGCCCUAGAUACAGAUCAUCCUCGGUAGAUAGUCAGAGCUCUGGAGAUUCAAAGACGUGUAAAAGAAAGAAGCAUUCAGGCAGAGGUACUUCAGAUAACGAGAGUGAGUUAUCAAAAAGUUCUAGUCGAUCUCAUCAUAGACACAAAAAGCAUCGCUCUAGGAGCAGAAAGGGUUCCAGAGUCGAUAGUGAUGGUUCCUCGUCCAGAAGAAAUAGCAGAUCUAGGCGGAGAGAGAGCUCUCAACCGGAGCUUGUUGACUCGAACUACCAAUGGAAAGAGGCCAAAAAACGAAUAUCCGUCGAUGGCAACGCUAACAACAUUCAACAGGCCCAUAUAAUCAGCGGUUCCAGAUUGAUAGACGAAAAAGAUUACAAAAAAACUCAGAAUUCCAAAUACAAACAUAGACAUCAACAGAGUCGACCCAAUUCACCUGGUGACUCGAAGCACUUCUUGUCGGACGAGGUUAAGAAACAUUUGGAAUUCGAUCUCAUUGACACGACGGGAAUGUCAGAAAAACAGCUGAAAGAAAUCCCUUACACUGUCGUCGAAACCAAUAACAAUUUCAAACAGUCAAAGAGUAAAGUCAGUCAAGCAAGGAUGUUAGACACCUUAACAAUGUUGGAAUAUGGCGAAAACAUGAGCCAUCAUAGGAAAAACAAGCUGAAAAAUAUGAACCCAUACGAAUCAUCCAGUAAUCUUAUGGACAACUAUGCAAGCAGAAAAGAUAUUUCCGAAAACAUUUUGAAAAUCAAUCAUGAUCAUUCUGACUCAGGUCUUGUAACUGAUCAAGAAACACACAAUAACGAUAGGUAUAACCGAAAAAAAUACUUAUAUUGAGAUAAGGUCAUAAUUGGUGUUUCGAAAUGUUUUCAAUUAAAUCUGUUCUAGGCUGUUGUAUGGAAAAUUAGAGAUGAUGAGUAGUAGACCCUGAAGAGAAAGUCGGACAGUCUCCAGGAAUAUCUACAGUGUGAAUGAUAAUUAAGUUAUUGGAACAAUAUCUUCGAUACCUAUUUAUUUUUUCCUACUUCUAUGAAAUAAAUGUUAGAUAUUGA
This is a messenger RNA of Harmonia axyridis, 2678 nucleotides long. RefSeq names its product band 4.1-like protein 4. The transcript is spliced from 14 exons. NCBI's taxonomy places the organism in Eukaryota, Metazoa, Arthropoda, Insecta, Coleoptera, Coccinellidae. The record is from RefSeq and is a predicted model, not a curated record. Gene Ontology annotation, cellular component: cytoskeleton. Bases 352 to 2463 code for a protein of 703 amino acids.